This is a messenger RNA of Triticum dicoccoides, 2357 nucleotides long. RefSeq names its product protein ACCELERATED CELL DEATH 6-like. The transcript has 3 exons. The record is from RefSeq and is a predicted model, not a curated record. Bases 78 to 2078 code for a protein of 666 amino acids. Gene Ontology annotation, molecular function: protein binding. NCBI's taxonomy places the organism in Eukaryota, Viridiplantae, Streptophyta, Magnoliopsida, Poales, Poaceae. Gene Ontology annotation, cellular component: plasma membrane.
UGCUCCAUCGUGCUACUUAGUACAACGUACUAUACCAAUUACCACUAGAGAAUACACAGCACGUCAGGUUGACGCCAAUGGAGUCGGGGGGAAAAGCACCUUCCGGGCCGCCAAAGGACAAGGAGGCAAAACCGGCGGUGGUGCAGCAGCACCCCAAGCUGCUGAUGGCCGCCCGAAAGGGCCACUGGACACCGCUAAAUGUUCUUAUGGGCGCCACUCCGCCGGUGGUUCAUGCUGUCCCGCCCGGAGGCCUCAUCAACAUCGUCAUCGAUGACGAGGAGGCCGACGUCGUCGAUAAUUCUGCAACGACGAUCACCUUGGACGUGGAGCUGAACAACGUCCUCCAUGUCGUGGCGUCCAGUGGAGACGGUGACGAGUUCCUGGAGAGCGCGAGGGGCAUCUACUGCAAGGCCAAGCACCUCCUGGACGCACGCAACAAGAAGGGCGACACGCCCUUCCAUUGCGCUGCCAGAGCUGGGAUGCUGAAAAUGGUCACUCACCUCAUCUGUCUGGCGAAAGCUGAGGGCGGCGACGACAGGGUGAAGGCAGCACUGAGGAAGCAGAACGAGCAGGGGGAGACGGCUCUCCAUGCGGCCCUCCGCUUGUCAGACAAGGAGACGGUUCGGGCAAUGGUCCACGAGUUAUGGGUCGCGGAUCCAGAACUGACUCGUUUCCCUCUUGCAAGCGGCACGUCGCCACUGUACCUGGCCGUCUCGUUAGGGCGUGAGGAUAUUGCCGAGGGACUGCAUGAGCAGGACCCGGGGCUCUCCUACUCUGGACCAAAUGGACAAAACGUCUUGCAUGUUGCCGUUCUCAGGAGCACAAGUAUGACAAAAAAUCUUCUGAAGUGGAACAAACACCUCAGCAAACAAGGGGAACAAACAAAUGGGAGCACACCUCUACAUUUUGCAGCCUCAUGUGGGUUUCUUGAAACAGUAAAGUGUCUACUAGACGCUGAGGAAUCUCUUGCAUAUCAGUGCGACAACAAGGGGUCAUUCCCCAUACAUGAGGCGGUUAAGGAAAAGCAAGUCAGUGUAGUUUGCACCUUGCUCAAAAUUUGCCCGGAUUGCGCCCAGCUACGUGAUGCCGAGGGCAAGACCUUCCUCCAUGUAGCUGCCAAACAAGGCUACGCAAAACUAUUUCCUCCUGUUUUACAGGUUUUGUUACAAGAAAAGCAGAUGUUUGCAGCCAUCAUGAAUAUGCAGGAUGAUGAUGGCAACACUGGGUUGCACCUUGCUGUCGAGGCCGGAAUUUUAGAAACUGUGUGCUUUUUACUGUGGGACAAGGAAGUUAUGUUAAAUUUAUCAAAUAACGAGAGGGAAACUGCACUGGAUCUUUCACAGCGCAUGCGGACCCCAGGUGUCCUUUUUGGUUUGGGCCGACGGGUUUCGAUCCACAAACUUUUAGUGCAUGCUGAUGCUCAGUACGGUGUUCAUAGUAAAACCCGCAUCCCUGAACUAAAUGAGGAGAAGGAAGAGAAAAGGAUCUCGGAUUCGACACAGACCAUUGGCGUUGUGUCAGCGCUACUCGUGACGAUUUCCUUUGCGGUAGCUUUCACCAUACCCGGAGGCUAUCGAACAGAUGAUGACCCUAAGGUCGAUAAUAUUAAGGGCGGCAUGCCGGUGCUUGUCGCAAGCCACUCUCUUCAGGCAUUCAUUAUCGCCAACAACCUGGCGUUGCUCUGCUCCGCCAUGGCCACCAUCAGCCUCAUGUACGCCGGAGUGACCACUGUCGACAUCAGCAUGCGCAUGAAAGCCUUCGUCAUGUCCAUUUUCUUCCUCAACAGCUCAGCCCGAACGCUGGCCGCGGCGUUUGCGUUGGGCAUGUACGCGACGCUGGUUCCCGCCGCUGGAGCAGCAGUUACUCUUACGGUUAUAGGCACCACUAUUACGCUGCUUGACGUUGCUUGGUUCACGUACAUGACAUCCAAGGAUCAGCUAGUGCUUCGGAAGAGGAUGGGUGUUGGCGUGGCGUUGAAACGGUUUACGCUUUUGGUCCUACGUGGGGCGUUGGCGUGUCUAUGGCCGUACGUCAUAAUCGCCGGUUUCUUAGCCUAUAUUACAUUAUGGAGUAAGUGAAAUUAAUUCAAGAGGGCAUGCUCAACGUGCUACCCUGAUUCAUAGUAAUGAUUUUAUGUUUCCUAGUCUACUUCAGGGACAGUAGUUUUUGGUACUGUAUUUCUUUUCCCCCCGUGUGUGGUGUAGCUAGGUUUGCUCGUCACUUACCCCGCAAAAAAAAAAAAGGUUUGCUCGUCACUUGAUUCUUACUGAUCUAUGUUUGCUCCAGCCUUCAGGGAUGCACAUUGCUUCUUGUAUCACGGGAAGUUCGUAAAUUUUACUCCAUCUGUUUCUAAAUAU